AUGGCCCAGAAAACCAUCAGCACCGCUGAGGCGGAGCGCAUGAACCUGGUGGCUCAGGAUGAGAUCUGGAAAUACCGCCUGAAAGCUGAAACUGAAGCACGGAAAAACUGGGCUCAGAAGUGGGGAUUUUUAACAACCCCCUUCGAGGAGUUGAUCGAGCAUGAAGGAGAAGAGCCCUCCAUCCCGAAGCCCAAACUUGAGCUACCUGAGCGUUUCCGCAUCCGGCCUGUGACCCCAGUGGAGAAAUACAUCAAGGUCCUUCCGUCUCCCCCAAUCCCGGAGACAACCCAAGGCUUUAUUGGCUGGAGAUCUGGGCAGCCGGGCCUCAACAAGUGCUUGGAACACGACCGUGAGAUCCGGAGCUGCAAAGGGGCCUAUGCCAUGGAGUUGGGGUGGCCCAAGCAGGGCAUCCACUAA
Molecule: messenger RNA, 417 nt
Organism: Chrysochloris asiatica (Cape golden mole)
Lineage: Eukaryota; Metazoa; Chordata; Mammalia; Afrosoricida; Chrysochloridae
Gene: CIMIP1
Product: chromosome unknown open reading frame, human C20orf85
Exons: 4
Coding region: 1-417 (138 amino acids)
Source: RefSeq, a predicted model, not a curated record